CUCGGGAAUCGAUUCGAAGAAGUUCUUGCUUCAACAGUGUUUGAACGGAAUUUCUUGCUUCAUCCCUGCUUUUUAAUCCUUUUUACUUGAACGCUAAGUAUCGCCAGCGCAGAGCUAUAUUUUUGUACUUUUGAUAAGAAAAGCUAAAAAAAAUCCCAGCUAAAAUGGAGUCUCAAGUGCGCCAGAACUACCACCGCGACUGCGAGGCAGCCAUCAACAGAAUGGUCAACAUGGAGCUGUUCGCUUCCUACACCUACACGUCUAUGGCUUUCUUCUUUGACCGCGAUGAUGUAGCCCUGCCUGGUUUUGCUCACUACUUCAAGGAGUCCUCCCAUGAGGAGAGGGAGCACGCAGACAAGCUGCUCUCCUUCCAGAACAAGAGGGGUGGCCGCAUCUUUCUCCAAGACAUAAAGAAACCAGAACGUGAUGAAUGGGGCAGUGGCCUGGAGGCCAUGCAGUGCGCUUUGCAACUGGAGAAGAAGGUGAACCAGGCUUUGCUUGACCUUCACAAACUGGCUUCGGACCAUGUUGACCCUCAUCUGUGUGACUUCUUGGAGAGUCACUACCUGAAUGAGCAGGUGGAGAGCAUCAAGAAGCUGGGUGACUACAUCUCUAACCUGAGCCGCAUGGAUGCCCAAAACAACAAGAUGGCCGAAUACCUGUUUGACAAACACACCCUGGGUGGAGGCAAGAGCUAAAGCUUCAGGCUAACGUCAUAGCCUUAAAAGUCCAACAGGCCUAAUCGUAUGCUUUUCACUCCUGUUGACUGCCCCACAAGCCUUAUCAGAAUGGACUCUCAAAUUGGCUUCUGUGUUUUGUUUUUUUUUUAAUCUGCUGUAAAGAUUGUUUACUGGGUUUUGCACCUGUAAUGACUUCUUUACCCUAUCUUGAAUAAAACCAUUUGAGCUGGA
Molecule: messenger RNA, 911 nt
Organism: Periophthalmus magnuspinnatus
Lineage: Eukaryota; Metazoa; Chordata; Actinopteri; Gobiiformes; Gobiidae
Product: ferritin, middle subunit
Exons: 4
Coding region: 165-698 (177 amino acids)
Biological process (GO): iron ion transport; intracellular iron ion homeostasis
Cellular component (GO): cytoplasm
Molecular function (GO): ferrous iron binding; ferric iron binding
Source: RefSeq, a predicted model, not a curated record